GUGUUAUUAGUGGUGGUGGCGGUAGGAAACAGCACAGGUAGUAGUAGAUGAGGUCCUGAGGACACAAUAAGAAAAGAACAAGACCAAACCAAGCAACUGGAUAGAGGAAGCGUGUCGUCUCCGGCGUAGGAUAGCUUUUCCUCUUAUUUUCCCGCAUUACGAUUCUUUUUUAUCUUCUCUUCUUCGUCUUUUACAAACCGGCUAAGCAACAACAAUGAGAUCACCCAAAGCAAAGUACAGUAAAGUAAAGUAAUGCUUUCAAGAAACUGUUUUCCAAAAACACUUUUCAAAAACAGUCUCACAAAAUUCCUUCAUUUCUCAUUGCCGCCACUACCACCAUAAGCGGAACAGAAAAACGGUUAAGCAACAGGAAAGGAAUCAUCCAAAGCAAAGCAAAGUAAUCCUUCUAAGAAAGUGUUUUACGAAAACACUUACUUAAAAAACAGUCACAGCAGCAACAUUUCUCAUUGCUAUCAUGAUGAGCAUGAGACGAACAGAGCUGCUUUUGAUUGUUUCGUUCUUGGUGCUUGGUGUUCUUGUUACGACGACGUUUGGCGCCAAUGUCACAUACGAUCAACGAGCUCUGGUGAUCGACGGCAACCGCAGGGUCUUGAUCUCCGGCUCAAUUCACUAUCCUCGCAGCACUCCCGACAUGUGGCCGGACCUCAUUCAGAAAUCGAAAGACGGUGGAUUAGAUGUAAUCGAGACCUACGUUUUCUGGAACUUGCAUGAACCAGUUCGAAACCAGUAUGAUUUUGAAGGAGGAAAAGAUUUAGUUAAAUUUGUCAAAUUGGUUGCGGCAGCUGGGUUAUAUGUUCACAUUCGAAUCGGUCCUUAUGUCUGCGCUGAAUGGAACUAUGGUGGAUUUCCUCUUUGGCUGCAUUUCAUACCUGGGAUUGAGUUCCGAACUGAUAAUGAGCCAUUCAAGGCGGAAAUGAAGCGAUUUACGGCGAAGAUUGUUGACAUGAUGAAGCAAGAAAAUCUCUAUGCAUCCCAAGGUGGACCCAUUAUCUUAUCUCAGAUUGAAAACGAAUAUGGGAACAUUGAUUCGGCUUAUGGAUCGGCUGCCAAAACUUACAUUAAUUGGGCAGCAAGCAUGGCUACAUCUUUGGAUACAGGAGUGCCCUGGGUGAUGUGCCAGCAAGCAGAUGCACCCGAUCCUAUUAUCAACACUUGCAAUGGGUUUUAUUGCGACCAAUUCACCCCCAAUUCUGCCAAUAAACCAAAAAUGUGGACUGAGAAUUGGACUGGAUGGUUUCUUUCGUUUGGCGGUGCUGUGCCAUACAGACCUGUGGAAGACAUUGCUUUUGCUGUAGCACGAUUCUUCCAGCGAGGGGGAACCUUCCAAAAUUAUUAUAUGUACCAUGGUGGGACUAACUUUGGCCGGACCACUGGUGGACCUUUCAUUGCUACAAGUUAUGAUUAUGAUGCUCCAAUUGAUGAGUAUGGACUUCUUAGACAACCUAAGUGGGGCCACCUAAAAGAUGUGCAUAAAACCAUAAAACUUUGUGAACCAGCAAUGGUUGCCACUGGUCCAACAAUUACUUCCCUUGGUCCAAAUUUGGAGGCAGGUGUAUAUAAAACUGGGUCAGGUUUAUGUGCUGCUUUUCUUGCCAAUGUGGAUACCCAAUCUGAUGCAACUGUGAAUUUCAAUGGCAAUUCAUAUAAUUUACCAGCAUGGUCUGUGAGCAUCUUACCCGACUGCAAAAAUGUAGUGCUAAAUACUGCAAAGAUUAAUUCUGUGGCUACAAUUCCACAAUUCACGCGUCAAUCAUUGAACGAUAAUGUUGGUGCUUCUAAAGCAUUCCUGUCAGGCUGGAGUUGGUUUAAUGAACCAGUUGGUAUCUCAAGUAACAAUGCAUUUAUGCAACUUGGGUUAGCAGAGCAAAUAAAUACUACAGCUGACAAAAGUGACUAUCUUUGGUAUUCACUAAGCACUAACAGUCAAGAUGGGUCCCAAACAGUUCUUCAUGUGGAAUCACUUGGCCAUGUCCUUCAUGCUUUUAUUAACGGGAAACUUGCAGGGAGUGGCGAAGGGAACAGAGGCAAUGCUAAGGUUGCCAUUGAGGUUCCCAUUACACUCGUCCCUGGAAAGAAUAGAAUCGAUCUCUUGAGUUUGACAGUUGGACUUCAGAACUAUGGAGCAUUCUUUGACACAUGGGGUGCUGGGGUUACUGGACCGGUGAAACUGAAAGGUCUAAAUAAUGGAUCUACCAUUGAUCUAUCCUCACAGAAGUGGACAUAUCAGACUGGACUGAAAGGCGAAGAAUUAGGCCUCUCAGGUGGAGGUUCUUCAGUUUGGGUAUCAAAACCCACUUUACCCAAGAACCAACCCUUGAUUUGGUACAAGACAAAUUUUGAUGCGCCAUCUGGCAAUAAUCCAAUCGCACUAGACUUCACAGGGAUGGGAAAGGGAGAGGCAUGGGUGAACGGGCAAAGCAUCGGGCGUUAUUGGCCAACUAAUAACGCUCCAAGCGGUGGUUGCACCAACUCCUGCAAUUACAGAGGCCCUUACAAUUCAAACAAAUGCCUCAAGAAUUGUGGCAAACCAUCUCAACAACUGUACCAUGUGCCUCGUUCAUGGUUACAAUCUAGUGGGAACACCCUAGUGCUGUUUGAGGAAAUGGGUGGCGAUCCAACACAAUUAUCUUUUGCUACCAAACAGAUUGGAAGUUUGUGCUCUCACGUUUCAGAGUCUCACCCACAACCCGUGGACAUGUGGAGUACAGAUCAAAUGACAGGAAAGAAAUCCGGACCUAUGCUAUCACUUGAAUGCCCUUUUCCUAAUCAGAUCAUUUCUUCAAUCAAGUUUGCAAGCUUUGGAACUCCUCAUGGUACUUGUGGAAGUUUUAGCCACGGCCAGUGUAGCAGCAGUGGGGCUCUUUCCAUCAUACAGAAGGCCUGUAUUGGAUCGAAGAGUUGCAACAUUGGAGUGUCGAUUGACACGUUUGGCAACCCGUGUGUUGGAGUGACCAAGAGUUUAGCUGUAGAAGCUUUCUGCACAUGAAGUGAUCUUUGAUUCUUGCAAUGUAGCAUUGUGUUGUCUGGGGUCCAACCAAAGCUGUGUCCCCAGGUAAAUGUAAAAUCGAAUAAACAUUUUAAUUGGUUAAUAAAUUUGAAACAAUAUAUAUAUAUAA
Messenger RNA from Camellia sinensis, 3137 nucleotides. Its product is annotated as beta-galactosidase 8. Gene Ontology annotation, biological process: carbohydrate metabolic process. Gene Ontology annotation, molecular function: carbohydrate binding; hydrolase activity, hydrolyzing O-glycosyl compounds. The record is from RefSeq and is a predicted model, not a curated record. Lineage: Eukaryota; Viridiplantae; Streptophyta; Magnoliopsida; Ericales; Theaceae.